Tripterygium wilfordii is the source of this 2479-nucleotide messenger RNA. RefSeq names its product casein kinase 1-like protein 1. Bases 451 to 1875 code for a protein of 474 amino acids. The record is from RefSeq and is a predicted model, not a curated record. Gene Ontology annotation, cellular component: nucleus; cytoplasm. Lineage: Eukaryota; Viridiplantae; Streptophyta; Magnoliopsida; Celastrales; Celastraceae. Gene Ontology annotation, molecular function: ATP binding; protein serine/threonine kinase activity. Gene Ontology annotation, biological process: endocytosis; peptidyl-serine phosphorylation; signal transduction. The transcript has 14 exons.
AUCAAAACAAGCUAGAAAAUUAAAAAAAAGAAAGAACAAAGAGAGAGAGAAUAGAGGAAAGUUUUUAGAGAUGGAGAGAGCCGCGACUCCCAAUACUAGACACCAAUACCUUUCCUUUUUCGUUUUGAUCCGAUUUAAUUCUUUGUAAUUAUUAACCAGGCAUCGUGGAUUAGGAGUUUCUUUUUGUCUCUGGAAAGGUAGAAAAAUUACGACGAAAACCUAGAUCUCUGAUUACGUCUUGUUUCGUUUUUGCUACGAUUUCUUGAUUGUUUCCUUCGGCUUCGUCGGUGGUUGCGAUUGCGGUUGCGGUUGAUUCGGUGGUAGAGUGGUUUUUUUUUGUUUUUGUUUGCAUCAACGGUUCUUUGGCCUCUCCGUCUUGUUUGUCGGAUUCUUUGUUCGGUGAAUUAGGGUUUGGUAGCUAGGUUUUCAAUUGCGAGUGUUAUUGCGUCGAUGGAACCUCGUGUGGGGAAUAAGUUCCGGCUAGGUCGAAAGAUCGGUAGCGGCUCGUUUGGAGAGAUCUAUCUUGGCACUAAUAUUCAGACUAAUGAAGAAGUUGCCAUUAAGCUUGAAAAUGUUAAGACGAAGCAUCCUCAACUGCUAUAUGAAUCAAAAUUAUACAGAAUCCUGCAGGGAGGAACUGGAAUUCCAAAUGUUAGAUGGUUUGGAGUUGAGGGAGAUUACAAUGUUCUAGUAAUGGAUUUGCUUGGACCUAGUCUUGAAGAUCUGUUUAACUUCUGCAGUAGGAAACUCUCUUUGAAGUCAGUUCUUAUGCUUGCGGAUCAGAUGAUCAAUCGCGUGGAGUUCGUCCAUUCAAAAUCAUUUCUACAUCGGGAUAUUAAGCCUGACAAUUUUCUUAUGGGUUUGGGAAGGCGUGCAAAUCAGGUCUACAUCAUUGAUUUUGGUCUGGCUAAGAAAUAUCGGGAUAGUUCAACCCAUCAACAUAUUCCUUACAGGGAGAAUAAGAAUUUGACAGGAACAGCAAGAUAUGCAAGCAUGAACACUCACCUUGGAAUUGAGCAAAGCCGGAGGGAUGACCUAGAGUCUCUUGGUUAUGUGCUCAUGUACUUCUUGAAAGGAAGUCUUCCAUGGCAGGGACUGAAAGCAGGAACAAAGAAGCAGAAGUAUGAGAAAAUUAGUGAAAAGAAAGUUUCAACAUCAAUUGAGGUCUUAUGUCGGGGUUAUCCUUCAGAAUUUGCUUCAUACUUCCAUUACUGUCGUUCACUUAGAUUUGACGAUAAGCCAGACUAUGCUUACCUGAAAAGAAUAUUUCGAGACCUUUUUAUUCGGGAAGGCUUCCAGUUUGAUUAUGUCUUUGAUUGGACCAUAUUGAAGUACCAGCAGUCGCAGCUGGCUGUUCCUCCGGCCCGUGCUGUUGGUGCCGGAGCUGGAACUAGUUCUGGAAUUCCUCUGGCCAUUGCAAUUGCUGACAGACAGACAGGGGAAGAAAGCCGACCUGCUGGUCUGUCUUCAAUGGAUUACUCACGGCGAAGAGUAUCAGGACCUUCAAAUUCUGGAAAUUUUUUGAAACAGAAGAAUCCGGUAGCUCAUGAUUCUUCAAUUGCUAAAGAUGCUACAACCGUGCAGUUUCCAAGCUCCAACAUUGUGGGGCGGUCAAGCGGAUCCUUAAGGCGACCUGCUGUUUCUAGCAGCCGAGAUGCAUUUGUUGGAAGUGAGUCAGAUCCUCAACGCUCUUCCACGAUGGAAGCAAGCCCCGCAGCGUUACACAGGGUGUCAAGUGGGCAGUCUCCUGUGGGAUCCUCUGAUCCCAGGCAUCCAUCGUCAGGAAAAACUACCUCUCACACAAAGAACUAUGAAACUACCCUUAAGGGUAUUGAGAGUCUGCAUUUUGACGGUGAUGAUAGGGCUCAUUAUUAGAUGCCCUGUUGGUGCGCAGUGCUGUAAAUGAUGAAUUUGGCUGAUUUUCUUUUAGGCGUGCAGUGCAAUGGAUUUUAUGUUGGAAUUGAGUUUCAAGAGAAUUGUGAUUCAUUGCCCCCAGGAAAUACUGGUUUUGGAUAAUGGCACUCAAAAGCAUUAAAUGAUCAAUGUGGAAACGAGUCCGAAAUUCCAAAUUUGGCUGCGCCAAGUGAGCACGUGGUUCCUUUUUCUGUUGAGGUUCAAGUGUGCUUACAUAGAUACGGCUUCAUCUUUUUUUUUCCUUUGUUGUGCACUUUCUUUCCUCGUGAGGUUUACCUUAUUUCUGGAGUAGUUUGUCCAAUUUAAGCUCUGAUUGUUCAUGCUGCCACAAAACUUUAAAAAUUUUAUGGCUCUGUAAAUUGGCGGGGUACUUUUACUCUGUUAUUUGAUUUGCUUUAAUUUUAGCAGAAGUACAGCGUUAGAUUGUACGGAGGCAGUUGCUGCAUUCGAAAGUCUGGUUGCAGCAUUGAAGUGCUAAUGUAAACCUCUUUAGGUUUAAUAAUACGUUGAUACUAAUGUGGUAAGAACAAAUGAUUCCGUUUUAGUGAAAUAACUUUUCUCGGUU